This is a messenger RNA of Closterium sp. NIES-65, 612 nucleotides long. NCBI's taxonomy places the organism in Eukaryota, Viridiplantae, Streptophyta, Zygnematophyceae, Desmidiales, Closteriaceae. The record is from the annotation of a GenBank genome assembly.
AUGUUCGCCACACUCGUUCCGCACCUGGACUAUCAGACUCUCCUAUUCACAACGUGCCGCGCCCAGUCUAUAUCAGUCUGUUCAAGCUGUGACCUCGACCCUAGUCCGUUCCAUGCGUUACACGAGUGCUGGUUGGCGUUCCCCCUCCCCUCCCUGGGGCCCCCUGGCCCUGUAACCUUCUGUCUCCUUCCUCCCUUCUGUGGCCACACCGCCCACACCGCUCUCGUCCCCACAGGCCGCGUUCCCUCACCUCUCCCUUUGGCGUCCCUUCCCGUUCAGCCGCGUUUUGGCACUCCCAUAUUCCCCCCGUCCCCCGUCCAGGCCGCGAGCUCUGCCGCGCCUCUCUGCCGCGCUUCCCUUCCGCGCCCCCCCUGCGCCAUCUCUACCUGCGCCUGCUUUGUGCCUCUCCUCGCGCUGCUGUCUGCUGCUCCUGCUGAACUCCUGCGUCUCUCCGCCUGCUGUCUGCACGUCUCUGCUUCUGCUCUGCCGUCCACUGUCUACUCGUCCACUCCUCUGCUUCCAUCUACGCGUCUACCACCGCGUCCUCGUGUCUGCAUCGUUGCGUUCAUCCUGCUGUUCGUGUUGUUUGCCAUUGGUCAUCAUCGCCUGUAA